Erigeron canadensis is the source of this 1880-nucleotide messenger RNA. RefSeq names its product protein ROOT PRIMORDIUM DEFECTIVE 1. The record is from RefSeq and is a predicted model, not a curated record. Lineage: Eukaryota; Viridiplantae; Streptophyta; Magnoliopsida; Asterales; Asteraceae. The coding region runs from base 76 to 1386 and encodes 436 amino acids. The transcript is spliced from 2 exons. Gene Ontology annotation, molecular function: RNA binding.
UAACAUGCAUUUUUGAAAGAAAAAUAGAAGAAGCCAAAGUACUAUCAGUAGUGUAUCCAAAGGCCACCAUUAAACAUGACAAGGUUUUUACAGAGAUUCAUCAAUAAUGCUAAUAUCCAAACCCAUUUCAAAUUCGGGCCAUUCAACUGCACAACACAACACAGAUGGAAGAAGAGACCAUCUACCACAGCCCAAACCCGAUUAGAAACCCGAACACGCGACUUAAAGCUCGAUACUUUAAUGACCAAAAUCCACAAAUUAACCAUAAUCUUGAACUUAUAUGAACUUAUGUCCACUAGACGUAGAGGCCCUUUUGUUUCGGUUCAAAUCAUGUCUCGCUGGAAGAAUAUCGUUGGUUUAAAUGUACCCAUUGGCAGGUUUAUAAGAAAAUAUCCCCAUGUGUUUGACGUAAUGCCUCACCCAGUUAAAAAAAAUAUAUGUUGUAAGAUAAGUAGUAAAAUGAAAGAUUUGGUUAAAGAGGAGUACAAUUUGGUUAAAAGUUUGGAACUUGAGAAUGUUGAAAGGGUUAAAAGGCUGUUGAUGAUGAGUACUGAUGGUAGUUUGCAUAUACAUGCUUUGAGGUUGAUUAAACGGGAAUUGGGUUUGCCCGACGAUUUUAAAGACUCGAUUUUGCAGAAGUAUGACGGGUUUUUUGAGUUGGAUGGUUUGGAGAUAGUGAAAUUGGUUGAAAAAGAGGAGGAUAUGAAAGUGGCUGAAGUUGAAAAGUGGAGGGAAAGAGAGUACAAAGAGAAAUGGUUGAGUGAGUUCGAGACGAAAUAUGCUUUUCCUGUUAGUUUUCCGACUGGGUUUGUGAUUAAGGCGGGGUUUAAAGGGAAACUGAAAGAUUGGCAAAGAAUGCCUUAUGUUAAACCUUAUGAGAAAUUAGAGAGUUUUCGGGCUAAAACAAGUGGAGGGAUCGAACGAUUUGAGAAACGGGCUGUUGGGAUUCUUCAUGAGCUUUUGAGUUUAACGGUUGAAAAGAUGGUUGAGGUUGAACGAUUAGUACAUUUUAAGAAAGAUUUUGGUCUACCGGUUAACUUUCGUGAGCUUAUUCUGAAGCAUCCUGGAAUCUUUUACAUAUCUACACGAGGUUGUAUUCAAGUGGUUAUUCUCAGGGAAGCGUACUGUAAAGAUUGUCUUGUUUUGGCUAAUCCUGUUUAUGUCAUUAGGAGAAAAAUGUUGGAUCUUGUAUUGUUAGGAUCUCGUAAUACUAGAGAAUUGAGAAGUUUAAGAGAAGGGAAGGAGAGCGUUGGUGAUCAAAAUCGAGGCGGGAUUAUUGAGGAUGAUUUUGUAGUUUCGAUUUUAGAAAAGUUUGAUAAUGAUGAUGACGACUACAAUGGGAACAAUGAGAUUAUUGAGGACAUUAGGGAUGGUGAUAAUGUUUAGACAUAUCUUGAUGUUGAUGGUUGCAAAGAGUGAGUAUCUAACAUUCUCUGGACAAUAAUUUUUGCCAAAAUGGUAUCUGCUACAUGAUGACUGAAUUCAUCAGCUGGGAUGGGAUGAAAUCUCUCAUUCUCCUAGGAACUUCAAAACUCAGUAUAGAAGCACAUGGGCUCAACAUUGAACUAUCAACUAGAAGUUAAAUGAGACGAUAAAACACUACGGAUGAUGCUUUAUCUUCCUAUUGUACACCAUACAGGAAUACAAACCAUUUCUGGAAACUUUAUAACUAUAAGGUGUUAACUUGAUUCAAAUGCUACAUGGAACAAUUUCUCUUAGUUCAGGCUAAUGGUCAUGAACUCCACUUCUCUAUGGUUGAUGGAGAUUUUAAGAAAUUCAAAGGAAAAUGGUCUGUCAAAUCCGAUAGAAGGUAGAAGCUUAAUAUCUUUCUACUUUCAGCAAACACUGUAAACUGUCAGCGUACCAUCUACUAUCUACAU